ACGGCUAUCAUGGUAUACAGUGCAAAUUUCCACGCCCAACAGUAUUCAGCUGACUAAUUAUUCGCCGAAGGCGAAGGCGAGGUGAAAAUCGCUGAAUAAAAACCGAGACGAAGUCGAGUCGCCGUUUUUCAGUCACUUUUCCAGUUCCCAGAAGUCGUCAACCGUGCUUGUCGCCAACAAACAUGUUGAAGAACAUUUGCGGAGCCGAAUAUUUGAGGCGAACGGAAAGCACCAAAUAAUAUUGCAACAAAAGAUAUGGCGCUGGGUUAUUAUGCUACUUAAACUUGCUAAUUUCUCACAUUUUUAUUAAUGAAAUAGGGCAAGCGUUAUGACUCUGUCUACAGCUUUGUUUAUGUAUUUAUGUAUUUAAUUUGAAUGAGUCGGGCAGGCGCGGGUUGAGAAAUUAAGUGCGAGAUUGUAAGAAACCAUGUAGAGUCUGCUACAGUUGGCUGAUGUUAUUAUGGUAACAAUGGUCGACCUUCUACGUGGCCGAAACUUUCUUGUCGUUGUGGUUGUGAUUCAGAUUGCAAUUAUUCUUUUUUUCUCUUCAUAUUUUAUUCCUUUCCCAUUCACGGCUAAACUUCCUUCACCGUCAAUUCCAAGGAAUGCAGAAAAUAAUGGAGGACAAAAACUUUCAAACAUAAACAAUGCGAAUUUGGCUCAAAAUGUUAAGGAAUUGUCGAAAGAUUUGAUAGAACUUCAGAGAAGCUUAGUAAAAUCAGUCGGUCACCAGCAGAAAGUGGGCUUACUUAUUCAAAAGACAUUUGAAAUGUUGACAAUACUGAAUGAAGAAAAUUCUGAUGGCAACCUGUUGGAAAACCCACAAGAAGAAAAUGUUAAGAAAGAAGUUUGCCCCGAACAGUUCAUGGGAAAGAAACUGAACUAUGGCUAUCCGCUGUUCCGAAAAGGAUUUGACCGUGUCGAUUGCAAAGAGUUUAUUCCAAAUGAAAAACUUAUAACAAUUGUGGCGAUUAUACCAAACGAGAUUGGGAGACCUGCGCAAAGUUACUUAGAGAUGAUGCAGGGUAUAGAGAAAUAUUACCCUGGGAUGCGGGUAAUAUUAGCCACGCAAAAACAAGUGCAACCGUCGGUCACAUCUGACAUAUCUAAACUUAAGAUUAAUUUUGAAAAUUUUGUGAUGAAAGCGGAUACAGGCCAAGGCGCCUUGUUGCAGGAACUUGUUGGUAAAGUCUCAACACCCUAUGUGUUAAUAGCAAUAAAUAUUACCCACUUUGAUGACGAUAUUAACCUGGAACGAAUGGUUCGUAUUCUCAGUUACAAACCUCAGGUGAAAUUUGUUGGUGGUGCUUUCCGCAAUUUGAAAGGACAGUGGGAUAUGGGUUGUCAACAGGUGACAUUUAGAAAUAUUACCGCUAAGUACAUGGGAGGAUAUUACAGGUCAUUCAAUGAAUGUGUAGUCUGUGAAUUUUUGUCAGGACCAAUAAUGGCGAGGACAGAUACUUACAAAGAGUUGCCAUUUGAUACCAGUAUCAAAUUCGGCUCAAUUUAUGAUUUGUUUUGGCGCUUCAAGAAACAAACACCGCAAAAAAUGGCCGUAUCGUGUCCGGAUGUCAUGUUUAACAUUCAAAGUCGCGAUAUUGCCGACGAGGAGCUUGUAACGUUCGCAAACAAACAUGCAAUUCACAGGAUUAUCGAUCCAGAUGGUAGGGUACGCUGGUAUGGAUGCCGAAAUGGAUAUUCUUACACUUCUGCAAAGUUGUGCAAGAAAGGAAAAGGAAUACACUUAUCUCCUGCAGAUAUGGAAAACCUCGCUGAUGUGAUGAAAUUCUUUAUGAAAGCAUGUGAUGAUGCCGGCGCUAUUUGCGAGUUUGCCUCUGGAACGAUGAUAGGUGCCGUGAAGUUCAACGGUGUUCUUCCUUGGGACAUGGACGGUGACAUUAUUUUCGUUUCCAAUAACUUCACUGCUCUUAAAAAUCUUGAGGGCAAAAUAAAAAACGCAGGUUACAAGUUGAGUGUUGGUUAUGGUACUACGGUGAAAAAUGGUCGUACGGAACGCGGAUAUUUCGGUUUGAGAACAACAAACUGGAGGGUAGAGUUAUGGGGCCUCCCUGAAAAGACAUUUGGAACUCAAAUAGACGUUGCCCGGGGGGUGAUUCCAACCAAGGUUAUGUUUGCUGGACAAUGGGUCAAUCAUCCGCAUAACCCCGGGCUUUUUACUCGCAAUCGUUACGGUCCCGGGAUAUACAAACAUCAGGAACAUUGGCUAACAUAUGGUCGCGGGAGUUCAUGGUUGUUUUAUACUCCAGGAACUUUCCAUCGUUGUCCUCAGCCAGGCCAGUCAUACUGCCUCGAUCAAUAUCCCAUUGAUGGUAAUAUGCAGUUUAAGGAUUAUUGCCCACUUUGAUAAUGAAACUGAAAGAAUUCCCUAAUGCUACCAUAUACCAAUAUGUCAUAGAUGCUGGUUCUUGUUCUUUCGAACUGUAUACUAUCACAACACCACAAUUCGUUUUUUUAAUUUUUUUCAAACCAUCAUUACGAGUCUGAUCUCUGUUGUCGGUAAACACUCUUGCUCCUCCUGCUUGCUCGUGGCUUGCUGUUUACAACUCUCUUGAAUGAGUCAACUUGAAUAUUAUGCACUGAAUAUGUAGUUGUAAACAGGGUCUUUAAAAACAUCAGUUUGUUUGCUUGUUGAAUAAAACGAUUGACUUGCUGUAUAUUUUGAACUUAACCAUCGUUUAAGCUGAACGGGCUUGAUGCAACUGGACUGGCCCCUGCAAGGGCGUAACACUUCUCUCGAAUUUUCGAUUGUUUUGCUCUACUAACUAAUUUUGCUCCAAUUAUAAUACUAAUAACGAUUUACUUAACUAAUUUGUAACACCAUCCAUAUAAAUACGUUAGAUAGCCGAGAUGACUAAAUUCCAACAGAUUUUAUAAAAUAUAAAUAUAGUUAUAACAUAGCUACUCCGGCAUUGUAUAUGACUAUUCAGCAAAAUGAUUGGUGGAGAUACCCACCGUAUAUCAGCUCAUAUACGUUGGGUAGAGCAAAACAAAAGAAAAAGCAUAACGGCUCAAGGCUGACCGGUUUUCUGAGGUAAAUAAAGAAGAAAUUGACAGAAUUCUGGAAUACUUUUGUCGCUCAACGAACAGCAUUUGGCUUUAUUAUAAAACAAUCAUACCACUCGCUCUUGUCGUAUAUGAGCCGACUCAGUGCUACACACCUCCCCUGCUAUCAGUUCAUAUACGACUCGAGCUCGUGGUAUAAGUUGUUAACUAUAUAGCUAAGCAAAAAGGUAGAUUACAUAGAUAAAGGUUCAGGGUUGUCCAUUAAUCAUUCUGAUUUUGUACAUAAAUAUCCUCGUAUGUGCUAAAGUGUCUGUCAGACUCAGAUGUCUCUGUUACAGAGUUUCUUCAUACCAGUGAAAAUGUUUC
Molecule: messenger RNA, 3390 nt
Organism: Dendronephthya gigantea
Lineage: Eukaryota; Metazoa; Cnidaria; Anthozoa; Malacalcyonacea; Nephtheidae
Exons: 4
Coding region: 461-2365 (634 amino acids)
Biological process (GO): protein O-linked glycosylation via mannose
Cellular component (GO): Golgi apparatus
Source: RefSeq, a predicted model, not a curated record